Molecule: messenger RNA, 1517 nt
Organism: Arabidopsis lyrata subsp. lyrata
Lineage: Eukaryota; Viridiplantae; Streptophyta; Magnoliopsida; Brassicales; Brassicaceae
Exons: 14
Coding region: 54-1280 (408 amino acids)
Source: RefSeq, a predicted model, not a curated record
AAAGUGCGAAUCGUUUUUGUGAGAAAAUAUGUUAAGAGUUUCAUUAUUUGAAAAUGGAAGAGCUAAAGAGACUGGAGAAGUUUCAGAGUGUUGUAUCAUCGAUCACUUGUCACGGUUUACUUUCUUCUUCUUCAACCUCCGAUUCAGCUUCUUCUUCUCGCUUCAUCUCCAAUCUCGUCCUUCUCCUGGUACAACCAUGCGGCGAACUCGAUUUAGAAUCGAAACUGGGUCUAGUCUCUGAGUUUUUACCGAAAAUCUCAGGACCUUUUCUGGAAAAGAUAUCGAGUUCACUUGAGCUAGAUGAUGAAGCUACUACACCAGUUAACACAAUUUCAGCAGAGUCUGCAAAGAGUUGUGUGAAGAGGAGUGUCAUGGGCAAUGUUGAUCCUUUCAUGUCACAGAAGAACCAAGAAGUUGUGGCAAUGGUCGGGCUAGAUGCAAUGAAAAGAGCAAACUCUACACUUGAGGAUUUCUCCAGGUCUUAUUUCAUGUUCCAUCGGUUGGAUAUUAACGAACCGCAGUCAAUAUUCAGAUAUUUACCAGUGCUUUCAUUCACAGAGAGUUACAUAUAUCAGAUGGAUGCUCUUAAUGAGAAGAUAGUCAGUGAAUCAGCUCGUGGAUCCCAAGUCAUUUAUUCAAGUCAUGGAUGGAAUGCUGAAUCACGAGUUUUGUUUGAAACUGAUCCAUUGAAGCUGCUUGGAGAUCUGCUUGAACGUGAGGGCCUUUUGACACAAAGAAUACAACAAGAGUUUAAGUCGGGUGAAGAGUAUUGGGCGUUAGAAAGAAAGCUAUGUCAUGCUCUUUCAAACAAAAAUAAGCUCUGUCUCGAAGAUGUGAUGAGAGCAAUUCGUUUGAAGUCCUUUGAUUACAGGGUGUUGAAUCUUCUACUAUACAAGUUGAGAGAAGAAGAGGUGAAUGAGUUGCAUAUGGACUUCUUGUCAAUUUCAGAGUUCCUGGUUGAAGUAGCGGAUGAUCUGUUCGAUUACGAGGACGAUGUUCUUGAGAACAAUUUCAAUGUUUUACGUAUGUUUGUGGGAAUAUUCGGCUCAUCGAAUGCACCCACUGAACUGGCGAAGCGGAUAUCAGAAGCUGAAGACAAGUAUGAAGAGAUUAUGAAAUCUCUGGAUCCACAUUUGUCUUCAAAUUACCAAAGAAGAUGUGAAGAAGCUACUAAAGAAGGUGGGAAAAUUUCUGGUCAUUCGCUGGGAACAUGGAACAUACCGGCGGUUAUUUCCGACGAAGAAGCAUACCGAGCUGCUAUAAAACCGGGAUUUAGUUAAGGUUGUAUACCGGAUUAAACCGGGAUUUUUUUUGUAUCCUUGGCCGAGACAUGAAUAGGUGUAAGUUUGUGACCAAACAUUCUUUGACCGUAGGAUCUUUUCUCGUUACAUCUGAGCCGUUUAAAAGGAAAAAAUACUUUGAAGACUUUGUGACCUAUUAUGUAUCAAAGGAGACAAAAGCCAUUGACUAUUAGAAUUGGAUCAUGCAAUAAUAAUUUCAGUUGUCUUACUGUGAAA